GAAGUAAUGGAAAAGCAGCAGUAGAAAACAGGUACCAAAAAAAAUAAAAAAAGCUUACUCAAAGCAGUUAUCAUCUCAAAGCUUUAAGCUUUUCUUUUUCUCUCCUGUUGAACGCAGCAAUGUCUAACUCCAACGCAGACGAGCCACCGGAAAACUACAGCACCCAUCCUCCGCCACCGCCGUCGCUUUCUUCACUGCCUGACGAAAUCGUUCUGAGAUGCUUGGCCCUUGUCCCAAGAAGCUACGACCUAAGCCUCUCGUGGGUCUCAAAACACCUAAGAGCCCUUGUCCGCUCGCCUGAGCUCAAUAAGCUACGAUCCAACCUCCACAAGAAGUCUCUCUACGUAUGUUUGGGAGAAAAAGGAAGCGACUCAACCGUCAAGUGGCUAACUCUCCGUCCGGUUGAGAAAACGUAUCGGUUAGUUCCGAAUCCAACUCCUUUCACUCCUCCUCACCCUUUAAAGAAGGGUUCUUUGACCGUCGCUGUGGGGUCGAAGAUCUUCUUCCUCGGCGGCGGAUCUAGAGAACCUUCCUCGGAUCUAUGGAUCCUUGACACCCGUUCUGGGAACAUGACUCAGGGACCAAGCAUGAGCGUGCCUCGAGCAGGCCGCUGUGCAGCUGCGGGAGUGAUCGACGGGAAGAUAUACGUCAUGGGAGGCGGAGAGUUUCAGGGAGAGGUCAAAGUCGAAGUUUUUGAUCCAAAGUCGGAGACUUGGGAGCUUGCUGGGGCUGAGAACGUGCGUAACGUGGAGGGGAAGGUGUACAUGGUGGAGUACGAGAAGACAAGCGUGUACAACCCGAGAGGAUCCGAAGGAGAGCAGUUGGUUCAGAUUGUGAGCGAGAGGCUCGAGAGAGGUGGGAGAAAGGAGAAGCUAAAGGAUGGAGUGGAUCGCGUGUGUGUUGUGGAGGAUGUUCUCUUCGCCUUCUUUCAGCGGAGUGGGUUGUUGUGGUUCGAUACGAAGCUUAACGUGUGGAGAAGAUUGGUGGUUCGUGGCGACGGGAAGGAGAUGUUUAUCUUUCAUGCGGAUGCGGUCGUGGAAUACGAUGGUAAGCUAGCGGUUCUGUACAUGUGGGGUGAAAGUGAAGUUGAUGGUGUUGUCACCAAGAGUGUUCGGUGUAAGUUGGUCUCGGUGCAUAGAGGUGGAGAUAGGAUGUGUGGGACGAUUGAUUGGUCUGGUGUUGUGGGUACUGUCCCUGAUUCCUUUGAUUUUCUGCAUUGUUUAGCUGUUUCCGACUGAUUGAGAGCAAGUUGGUUGCUAGCUAGAAAGGAUUUAUAUUAAGGAAUCAUAUUUUAGGAAAUUAACAUGUUCUUAAGUUUUGUGUAAUGAAAGCGUAUGUUUUGUAAAACUGGUUAAGUGAAGAUGAUGAAAGGUGGUUUCUUGUUUGUUCA
Molecule: messenger RNA, 1390 nt
Organism: Raphanus sativus (radish)
Lineage: Eukaryota; Viridiplantae; Streptophyta; Magnoliopsida; Brassicales; Brassicaceae
Product: F-box/kelch-repeat protein At2g22050
Exons: 1
Coding region: 120-1238 (372 amino acids)
Molecular function (GO): protein binding
Source: RefSeq, a predicted model, not a curated record